CGGCGCAUGGAUUAUGGAAAAUAUCUGUUAUUUUCGCCCAAAGUGGGUGGGAUCUCCAGUAACAAAUAAUGAAAAAACGACACCGAAAGUGAACGAAAGGAGAGGGAAAAACUCCAAGAAGAAAGGGGAAGUCGACCCAGUAGAGGUAUACUGCCGGGUCCGCCCCUUGGAUAAUCCUAAUGACUCAUGCUGUGUAAAGCCACUCAGCACCACAGUGGUUCAGUUGAUACCACCUGAGAAUUCUUUAGCAGUGGCCAGAAAUGGACAGAUCAAAGAGUACCAGUUCACGUUCCAGUACAUAUUUGAUGAGUACACAUCACAGAAGGCCGUGUUUGACUAUGUGGCCUGCCCCCUGGUGGACGACCUUAUUAAGGGCAAAAAUGGGCUGCUGUUCACCUAUGGAAUCACCUCCUCUGGUAAGACCUACACGAUGACAGGCACCCCCAAGGAUCAGGGGAUCCUCCCACGAUGUCUAGACGUCCUGUUUAACAGCAUCAGUGGGGUCCAGGCCAAGAAAUAUGUCUUUAAAUCCGACAAGAUGAACGGUUUUGAGGUGCAGUCUGAAGCUGAUGCCAUGAUAGAACGACAAAAGAGGGACAUAAUGCCAGGCAUAACUACCCCUAAAACACCCACCGCAAACAGAAGAGGUAACUUUGGUGACCAGGAGAGGAUUAGUGAUCCAACCAUUCUGACCAGCGUGGACGAUGACAACCAGUACGCCGUGUUUGUCUCCUACAUAGAAAUCUACAACAAUUACGUGUACGACCUGUUAGAGGAGCUGCCUUACGACCCCAUCACAGGUUAUAAACCUCCCCAGACUAAGAUCUUGAGGACAGACUCCAGUGAUUGUAUGUACGUGAUGAACUGUGUAGAAGUGGAGAUCACCAGUCCAGAGGAGGCAUUUGAGGUUCUCUUUAAAGGUCAGAAGAGACGUAAGGUGGCCCACACAGCUCUGAAUGCCGAGUCCAGUCGUAGUCACAGUAUCUUUAACAUCCGAUUGGUCCAGGCCCCCCUAGACCCCCGGGGGGAGGAAGUCUUACAGGACCCCGACAAGAUCUGUGUGAGUCAGCUGUCAUUAGUGGACCUGGCGGGGAGUGAGAGGACCCACAGAACAAAGAAUGCCGGGGACAGGCUCAAAGAAGCAGGAAAUAUAAACCAGUCUCUGAUGGCCCUUAGGAACUGUAUAGAGAUUCUACGUGAGAACCAGAAAAACAACUCCAACAAGAUGGUUCCCUACAGAGACUCCAAGCUGACCCACCUGUUUAAGAAUUACUUUGAUGGAGAGGGAAAAGUCCGAAUGGUUGUCUGUGUCAAUCCUAAAGGAGAGGAGUUUGAUGAAACAAUAGUAAGAUUUUUAAUU
Messenger RNA from Saccostrea cuccullata (small rock oyster), 1360 nucleotides. Its product is annotated as kinesin-like protein KIF23. Gene Ontology annotation, biological process: microtubule-based movement; mitotic spindle midzone assembly. Gene Ontology annotation, cellular component: microtubule; nucleus; kinesin complex. The record is from RefSeq and is a predicted model, not a curated record. Gene Ontology annotation, molecular function: microtubule binding; microtubule motor activity; ATP hydrolysis activity. NCBI's taxonomy places the organism in Eukaryota, Metazoa, Mollusca, Bivalvia, Ostreida, Ostreidae. The transcript has 13 exons. The annotation marks the transcript as partial.